This is a messenger RNA of Suricata suricatta (meerkat), 1314 nucleotides long. RefSeq names its product DnaJ heat shock protein family (Hsp40) member C22 (gene DNAJC22). NCBI's taxonomy places the organism in Eukaryota, Metazoa, Chordata, Mammalia, Carnivora, Herpestidae. Gene Ontology annotation, biological process: endocytosis. The record is from RefSeq and is a predicted model, not a curated record. Gene Ontology annotation, cellular component: early endosome; plasma membrane. The transcript has 2 exons. The coding region runs from base 27 to 1052 and encodes 341 amino acids.
UUGGUCUGACACCCUUUACCUAAAGGAUGGCCAAAGGGCUCCUGGUGACCUAUGCCCUUUGGGCUGUAGGAGGCCCUGCUGGGCUCCACCACCUGUACCUGGGGAGAGACAGUCAUGCACUGCUCUGGAUGCUUACCUUGGGGGGUGGUGGGCUGGGCUGGCUCUGGGAAUUCUGGAAGCUCCCAAGCUUUGUAGCUCAGGCCAACAGACUCCAGGGGCAGAGGCAGAGCUCAGUAGCGAGGACGCCUCCUUUAAGUUUCAUUCGAUUUGUCGCCCAGGUGAUAGUGGGCAUCUAUUUUGGCCUGGUGGCUCUCAUUAGCCUUUCUUUCAUGGCCAACUUCUAUAUUGUGGGCCUCCCACUAGCAGUUGGCUUAGGGGUCUUGCUGGUGGCUGCUGUUGGCAACCAGACUUCAGAUUUUAAGAAUACUCUAGGGGCAGCAUUUCUUACUUCCCCUAUCUUCUACGGCCGCCCCAUAGCCAUCCUGCCCAUUAGCUUGGCUGCCAGCAUCACAGCUCAGAAGCAUCGCCGCUAUAAAACUUCAGUUGGGUCAGAGACACUCAGUAUUCGGCUCUACCGUCUGGGCUUGGCUUACCUGGCUUUCACAGGCCCACUAGUCUAUAGCACCUUCUGUAAUACAGUGGCCACACUCAGCUAUGUGGCAGAGACCCUGGGCUCCUUUUUGAGUUGGUUCAGCUUCUUCCCCCUCCUUGGCCGCGUCAUAGAGUCUGUCUUCCUUCUGCCUUACCGGAUCUGGAGGCUGCUGGUGGGACAUCAUGGUUUCAGCAAUGACUCCUUCCACGAGUGGGAGAAGCUCUAUGAGUUUGUUAGCAGUUUUCAGGAUGAGAAGCGUCAGCUGGCUUACCAGGUUUUGAGUCUCUCAGAGGGGGCAACAAAUGAAGAAAUACAUCGAAGAUACCGGGAGUUAGUGAAGAUCUGGCACCCUGACCACAACCGACACCAGACAGAGGAAGCUCAGAGGCACUUCCUGGAGAUCCAGGCUGCAUAUGAAGCCCUGAGUCAGCUCAGAAAGCCCAAGAGAUCCUGGAGGUGAGAAGAAAUUGCCCCUUGAGAGUGGACUCUUCCUGGCAGAGCCGAGCAGCUUGUCUUCGCCCAGCUUUGCCCACACAGGUCAUCCCAACAGCAUUAAAGACAUGGUCUGCUUGCUGUGGAGAUGAGAGAACCUUAAAGGAGUGAGGAAGCUAUUGUAGUGGAGUAAUGUUUAUGUUUUGAAUUUCUGAAUUCUCGGUUAUUGUAUUCCUGACAAAUUCUUCUUAAAACUAGAUAGAGAAAUUAAAGGCAUAUUACAAAACCAA